CUGGUAAACAAAGCCCUGACCAAAAGAAAAAAAAAGGCAAAGCAAUGCUGGAGGAAGAAAUGGCUUUUCUGUGUUAAAUCCCCACCCCACUAUGCCAUACACCUUCCUCCCUGCAACCACAUUCGGGCUGUAGCACCGGAGGCACCACAGGACGACCGGGCAAUGUCACCUGCCCCUAUUCGCACUAUAGAGCAUCCCAAGCACCGACCUGAAGUAAUGACUGCAGCUGCAGAGGAUGUUCUUGUGCGCGUUGAACUGACAGCCGUUCACUUCGAUGAUCACAUCGCAGAGCUUCCCCUCCAGGCGGAGCUCAUUGAACACCUCGCAGGCCAUCGCGCUCAUCUUCCUCUCCAUCAGUGAGGCGGAGCAGCCGCUGUGCGCCGCGCUGCCGUCCAUGUCGGAGCCCGGGCCGGCGGGAGGAGUGCGCGGGGGCCGCUUUCGCCUCGUCCUCCUACAUCUUCUCCGGAAUUCCCCCGAGGGGGUCUGGAAUCGGCCCCCCAGUGAGGUCACACUGGUGGCGCUGGGCGUGCUCCCGGCUCUUCAUGGCUGCCCGGCGAUCUCCACCCUGCGCGCACCAGCGCUGCAAGAAACCACCGCGAGCUUCUCCCGAACUGUGCUUUGGUUUGGGGAGCUUUCAGUGAUGCUCGGGGCCACCGCUGCGGCUCGGCCAGGGCCCCGUGCACGGCCUGCAGGCGGGUGCCGCUCCUGGCUGCCAUUUAUGCCGGCACGGCGCUCGCACGGCUCCCACGGGAGCGGGACGUCGGACGAACGAACACCGGCACGCAGCGCGGUGAGCGAGCAGCGCGGGUUCAGAGCCUUUCGGCGCCCUUCGGAGGCUUUCGGAACCUUUCGGCGCCCUUCGGAGGCUUUCGGAGCAUUUCGGCGCCUUUCGGAGCCCUUCGGAGCCUUUCGGAGCCCUCGGGCUGCUCGCGUCUCCACGCGGCGGUGCCCGUGAGCGCGGCGCGGUGCCGGGUGGGCGCUGCCCCGCUGCCGGUUGUCGCUUUGUUCCGUUCAGCAGCGCCGUGGCGGUGCUGGGUUGGGGCAGUGGCUGCCAUCGGCUCCCGCCACGUCGUUCUGUUUUUUUUUUUUUUUUUAAUCUUUCGCUUUCCGCCUCCAGAGCGGGCGGCGAAAGAAACGCAACCGCGGGGCCUCCCCGGAACGAGGAGGCGCUGCGCCGGGCGGAGACCGAACAGCCACGCUGCUCCGCCCCGCGGCUGGGCAGCACCGGCGCGGCACGGCACGAUGGUGCCGGAACUGCAGAAAACCACGGUCCGCAUCCAGCAGCCGGAGCGCGUCAUGGGGCUGAUCCGCGCCAUCAAGGAGCAGGGCAGCAGCAAACUACAGGUCAUCUCUGACUUCGACAUGACGCUGAGCAGGUUUGGGUGCAAUGGCCGGCGCUGCCCAACGUCACACAAUAUCCUCGACAACAGCCAUGUCAUCAGUGAGGAUGGCAAGAAGAAGUUAAAAGAUCUGCUGCAUCACUACUACCCCAUCGAAAUCGAUCCCAACCGCAGCCUGGAAGAGAAACGUCCCCUGAUGGUGGAGUGGUGGACCCGGGCCCACGAGCUGCUGUCGCAGCAGAAGAUCCAAAAGGGAGACAUUGCCCAGAUUGUCAGGGAGUCGGAUGUGAUGCUGAGGGAUGGAUUCAAUGAGUUGUUUGAUCAGCUGCAUAAGUACAACGUCCCCAUGUUCAUCUUCUCUGCUGGUGUUGGUGACAUCCUUGAGGAGAUUAUCCGUCAGGCCAACGUCUUCUACCCCAAUGUCAACGUGGUGUCCAACUACAUGGACUUCGAUGACAGUGGAGUCCUCAAGUGCUUCAAGAGCCCUCUAAUCCACACCUACAACAAGAACAACAGCGUGCUGCAGGGCACUCCCUACUUCCAGCAGCUGAGCACACGGACGAGCAUCAUCCUUCUGGGGGACUCCAUGGGCGACCUGACGAUGGCAGAUGGCGUUCCCAGUGUGGAGAACAUCCUCAAGAUUGGCUUCCUCAACGACAAGGUGGAGGAGCGGCGGGGGAAAUACCUGGAUGCCUAUGACAUCGUGCUGGAGAGCGACGAGACGUUGGAUGUGGUGAAUGGGAUUCUGCGGUACGUCCUCAUGGAGACAUGAGCCGGGCAGCAGCGCCCCAACCCCGGCCCGUCAGCCGCGUGCUGGGGAUGAGUGCCCUUAGCAAAGCCGGACGGGCGUCCUGGUACCUGCCUGAAUCCACCCCCAUACCGGGGCUCCCCCUGCCCCAGCUGUUGUGUCCCAAACCUCACAGCUCUUCUGGUCAGUUUGGAGCUGAAGGGCUGAUCGGGAGGAAGCGAGGAGCCUGCCCUGCACUCUGCAUCCUCCUCAGCCUCCAGCAGCACCGGGGCCACAGCAAACAUUUGUGUUCUGGGGAGGGACGUUCUGUGCUUCUGUCCAGCAGCUGAGCACAGAAGGAGGGACUGUUGGCUGUGGCUUGAGGGCAGGCUGGUUUGAGUUGAAGCUGUUUGGUUUUACUGCAUUCCUGUCUAAGGAAAUGAGCACUGCUGCUCCUAUCCUGUUUUCUGUGGCCCCAAGGUGUGCAGGCUGAGCCCCAGCUGUGGGGAGGGAGCAGGGUGGGGUGGUCCUGCAGCCCCGGGAGGUGGGUGCUGGGGAUGGUGGGCAGCUCUGCUGGGUUCCCAUGGGCUCUGACCUCAGCCCUCACCCUGCAGCUCACUCACCGCCCUCCACACCAUGGGCUGCUAAAUGUCACUUCUGGGCAGUGCAGAUCUCUGCUUCUUUGCAAUAAAAUCAUUGACAAAAGCUGCAGU
Molecule: messenger RNA, 2780 nt
Organism: Lagopus muta (rock ptarmigan)
Lineage: Eukaryota; Metazoa; Chordata; Aves; Galliformes; Phasianidae
Gene: NT5C3B
Product: 5'-nucleotidase, cytosolic IIIB
Exons: 9
Coding region: 1243-2112 (289 amino acids)
Cellular component (GO): cytoplasm
Molecular function (GO): 5'-nucleotidase activity; magnesium ion binding
Source: RefSeq, a predicted model, not a curated record